AUGGUAACAGAGUGGGUUGAUCAGAGAGAAAUCUUGAACCACGGGAGCGUUGAAGGUUUUCUAAGCAGCUGCGAUUGGAAUUCAGUGGUGGAGAGCAUAUGCGCGGCAUGGCCAAUGAUGGUUGAUCAACACCUGAAUGCGAGGAUGAUGGUGGUGGAGGAAAUCAAGAUUGGACUAAGAGUCGAGACCAAUAUGUCAAGAAUUCUGCACAAGAUCGAGGAGAAGCUUCACAUACACCACAAACAUGGAGAUGAUGAUAUUCAUGUAACUCAAAACAAUCCUGAAGAGCCCCAUGUGAUUAAUGAGGAAAGCAAAGUUGAUAAGAAAGAGGAAGUUGUUGAUCAUAAGAAAAGGAAUGUGGUGAAAAAAAUUGCUGGGAAAAUUGCCAAAAAAAUGAUACAUGCUCAUCACAGAACCCCUAGAGAGGAAGGCGAAGAAGGCGAAGAAGAGGAAGAGGAGGGAGAAGAGGUAGAAGAAGGAGAAGGAGAAUCCGAAGGAGAAGGAGGUUGUUUUGGAUUUGAACUCGAUUUUGACUUUUGA
Molecule: messenger RNA, 540 nt
Organism: Solanum tuberosum (potato)
Lineage: Eukaryota; Viridiplantae; Streptophyta; Magnoliopsida; Solanales; Solanaceae
Product: UDP-glycosyltransferase 71K1-like
Exons: 2
Coding region: 1-540 (179 amino acids)
Molecular function (GO): UDP-glucosyltransferase activity
Source: RefSeq, a predicted model, not a curated record